UCAAACCUUAGAGAUCGGGGCAGGGUCGUCAACAUUGAUACUUUCCUAAGGUGCGAUAAGCGUCUGGCUAUAAAACGGUAUAGUUUCAAAGAUGUUGAGAAAAUGACAAACAAGUACAGAGAUAAAUUAAGUGAAGGAGGGUUUGGUGCUGUUUACAAAGGGAAGCUAUCUGAUGGGUGUCUGGUUGCGGUCAAGGUUUUGAACAAAGCAAAGGACAAUGGGGAAUCAUUUCUGAAUGAGGUUGUAAGCAUUAGCAGGACUUCCCAUGUUAACAUAGUCACUCUUUUUGGAUUUUGCUUUGAGGGUCGUAAACGAGCUCUGAUCUAUGAGUUUAUGCCAAAUGGAUCUCUAGAGAAGUUCAUUCGUCAAGAAAAUCCAUCAGACUCCAAUCGUCAACUGAACUGGGAAACACUGUACCAAAUUGCAGUUGGCAUAGCUAGAGGAUUAGAGUACCUACAUCAAGGAUGCAACACGCGCAUUUUGCAUUUUGAUAUCAAGCCUCAUAAUAUUCUCUUGGAUGAUGACUUUUGCCCUAAGACAUCUGAUUUUGGCCUUGCAAAAUUGUGUCCAAGAAAAGAGAGUAUGGUUUCAAUGGCAGAUGCAAGGGGAACUAUCGGAUAUAUUGCUCCAGAAGUAUUUUGUAGAAAUAUUGGAAGGGUGUCCCAUAAGUCUGAUGUCUAUAGUUUUGGCAUGAUGGUUCUAGAGAUGGUUGGGGAAAGGGAAAAUGUCAAUGCUGAAUCAAACCAUGGCAGCGAAUAUUUUCCACAGUGGAUUUACAAGCGUCUUGAAUUGGACGAAGAACUUGGAAUUUGGAGCGUAAGGAAUGAGGAUGAUAAACAAAGAGCAAGGAAGAUGAUAGUUGUAGGCUUGUGGUGUAUACAGACUACCCCCUCAAACAGGCCGCCAAUGAGUAAACUGCUAGAGAUGUUGCAAGGGAACCUUGAUUCCUUAGAAUUUCCACCCAAGCCUUUCUUUUCUUCUCCUCCGAGGUUAUCUACUGAGGUUGAUGUGGAUUCCCCAAGUUCAUUGAUUCCAUACCAGAUACCAUAGCAGAGUGAUUUCAUUGUACUGUAAAGUGUUGGUUGGUAUUGUGUUUCUAUUCAAGUGGACUGUAAUUGAAGUUUGUACCCCAUUAAAAAAAUAGUCUUUCUAAU
Molecule: messenger RNA, 1154 nt
Organism: Rubroshorea leprosula
Lineage: Eukaryota; Viridiplantae; Streptophyta; Magnoliopsida; Malvales; Dipterocarpaceae
Source: the annotation of a GenBank genome assembly